Molecule: messenger RNA, 891 nt
Organism: Saxophila tyrrhenica
Lineage: Eukaryota; Fungi; Ascomycota; Dothideomycetes; Mycosphaerellales; Extremaceae
Exons: 1
Coding region: 1-891 (296 amino acids)
Molecular function (GO): protein binding
Source: RefSeq, a predicted model, not a curated record
AUGGCUCCCUACCCCCGGACCAAAUUUCUCGUCGAACCCACACCCCCCAACGGCCUCGACGUCCUCGCCACCGAGCACGUCAUCCGCGGCGAGCUCAUAAUGUCGGACAAGCCCAUCCUCUGCUACGCCGGCGACGACGGUCCCCUGCACACCAACGGCGGGAUCUCACCCCAGAUCAGUUUGGAGCGGUACGAGAAGCUAUUCCGCGACUUCGACCGCUUGCCGUACGAACAGCGGAGGAUGUAUGACUGUCUGGUGCAUCACAAGCAUUUCGACCAGCAGGCAGAGCAGUAUACGCAUAAAUACCCGACGACGCAGAAGAUGGACCGGGAGCAUAUUCUGGUGUACGGCAAAUUCGAGCAGAACGCUUUCGUUGAGCAGAACUUGGCGGCACCAAGGGAGCAGCUGGAGAAGCCGAAGCGCGCGGUCUUUGUGGAUGCGGCGCGGUUCAAUCAUUCGUGCACGCCGAAUGCGUUUGCGAUGUUUGAUUGCAGCGCAAUAAUGACGGAUGAGUGGCGGCUUCAUGUGCGCGCGCUGCGGGAGAUCGACAUGGGCGAAGAGAUCACCAUCGCGUAUGUGCCGGUGCUGGUUCAUCCGGUUGGGAGGAACAACGACUUGAUGAAGAAAUUCAGUUUUAAGUGCAGGUGUAAAGCGUGCGGUCCCAAGGAGGGCGUGGCGAAACUUGGAUGGACCGAUUACGAGCCCGUGAGCGCCAGCAGGCGGCACAAGCUGUAUUUUCUGGACCUUACGUUCGUCAAGGAGAGCGCGAGCGAGCCCGAAGGACCCGAGGCCGAGGAGUUGAAGGUGACCAGGCGCAUUGAGCUGCUCGAACAGAGGUUGGCAUUGAUGACGGAGGAAGGAGUAGAAGGGUUGAGCAAGUCCGAAGCGUAA